AUGAAUGGAACUACUGCAUUGAACACCGGUCCUCGACCAGGAGUUGUCGAAGAUCUUGACGCACUCAUUGUUGGUGCAGGCUUUGGUGGGGUCUAUCAACUUCGAAGGCUCCGCCAGGAAGGGCACAAAGUAAAAUUGAUUGACUUUGCGUCCGAUUACGGAGGUGUCUGGUACUGGAAUCGGUAUCCUGGUGCGCGCGUCGACAGUGCCAUUCCACUCUAUGAGUUUUCCGAUCCUGAGAUUUGGCGGGAUUGGUCAUGGAGCCAGCGAUUCCCAGGUUCCGCAGAGCUACGUGACUACUUUCAAUUCGUGGCUGAAAAAUGGGAUUUACGGCGAGACACAUAUUUCGACACGCGCGUGACCGCUGCAGAAUGGAACGUCAGUAACGCCAGAUGGUUGGUGACUACUGCGGACGGUAAACAAUUCAAAGUGAAACAAUUUCUCCUGAAUACUGGUUUUGCCGCAAAAAGGCACAUACCGGACUGGAACGGUAUCGAAAAGUUCCAAGGAACUUGGGUGCAUCCAUCUUAUUGGCCAAAGGAGGACCCGGAUCUACGAGGCAAGAAGGUCGCUAUCAUCGGCACUGGCUCUACUGGUGUUCAACUCGCCCAAGAAAUUAGCAAAGUGGCCCGGCAAUUUGUCCUCUUUCAGAGGACACCAAAUCUGGCUCUACCUAUGAAGCAAAUCGAGUACUUCGGGGAUGAACAGGCAUUCCCAAGAGACAAAUACCCCAAAUUCUUCGAAGAGAGAUUACGAAGUUUCGGAGGUCUCUCAUUCGAGUUCAUCAAUCGAGCCACGUUUGACGAUACUCCCGAGCAACGUCAAAACUUCUACCAACAACUUUGGGAUGAAGGCGACUUCCACUUCUGGCUAGCUGGAUACAAAGAUAUGCUCUUUAACUGGGAUGCUAACAGGGAAGCUUACAACUUCUGGCGCGACAAAGUUAGGGCAAAGAUCAGAGACCCUAAACUACAGGAAGUCCUAGCCCCAGAGGUGCAGCCUCAUGCAUUCGGAUGCAAGCGAAUAUCAUUAGAAAACGGGUAUUUCGAGAUUUUCAAUGAACCGAAUGUUAAUUUGGUGGAUGUCAAUUCAACUCCAGUGCUCGAGGUGACUGAAAAGGGCAUCAAGACGACCGAAAAGGAAUGGGAAUUUGACUACAUCAUCUCUGCUACAGGAUACGAUGCAUUUACCGGUGGUUUUAACGAAAUUGAUAUUCGUGGAAAAUUAGGACAGAGUCUCAAGGAUAAGUGGAAGCAAGGUGUUAGGACAUAUCUAGGCAUGGCAGUGUCUGGAUUCCCAAACCUAUUUUUCACCUAUGGGCCUCAAGCGCCGACGGCAUUGUGCAAUGGCCCAACUUGCGCCGAGUUGCAAGGCGAAUGGAUCGUUAAGUUGAUGAAUUACAUGCAGGGAAGAGGAUUGAAGUCGAUCGAGGCACACGAAGAGGCGGAAACAGAUUGGGCCCAAGGCGUCAAAACCAUUGCGAACACGUCGCUGUUGCCCACUACAAAAUCGUGGUAUAUGGGCGACAACAUCCCAGGGAAGAUCAGAGAGCCGCUGAUAUAUCUUGGGGGGGUUCCGACCUAUUACAAGACGCUGAAUGAGAGUGCUGAACACGAAUAUGAGGGAUUUCAACUGGAUUGA
Cladophialophora psammophila CBS 110553 is the source of this 1641-nucleotide messenger RNA. RefSeq lists its product as uncharacterized. NCBI's taxonomy places the organism in Eukaryota, Fungi, Ascomycota, Eurotiomycetes, Chaetothyriales, Herpotrichiellaceae. Bases 1 to 1641 code for a protein of 546 amino acids. The transcript is spliced from 2 exons. Gene Ontology annotation, molecular function: N,N-dimethylaniline monooxygenase activity; flavin adenine dinucleotide binding; NADP binding. The record is from RefSeq and is a predicted model, not a curated record.